This is a messenger RNA of Closterium sp. NIES-65, 5256 nucleotides long. NCBI's taxonomy places the organism in Eukaryota, Viridiplantae, Streptophyta, Zygnematophyceae, Desmidiales, Closteriaceae. The record is from the annotation of a GenBank genome assembly.
AUGGAGAACUGCGCGGCUCUUUCGCGCGCGCGGGAGGCCGCGGAGAUGCGCGGACCCGCGGGGGAGAUGCCUGCUUGGGCGCGGCCGUCCAACUGCUCUGAUUGGUCGCCGGAUCCGCCCUGGAUUCGUGGCACGGAUGCGGCCAAUCUCGCGAUGACACGUGUCGUGCAGACAGACCUUUGGGGGCACCAGUUCCCGCCGCCCGGCUCCUGCUCCUCCGAGAGGGAAGGCGCGAGGAAGCUUCUGGUGGUGGCGUGGCCGCCCGUGCAGGGCUUUGGUAUUGGCGCGCAGAUGCACAUCAUGUCUGCCGCUCUCAGCCUCGCCGUGGCCUAUGAUCGUGUUCUCACUGUGCUGCCUGGGAGCUUUGAACACGCUGCACAUGCGGCUUGCAGAGGUGGGUGGGUGGGUGGGUGGGUGGUUGGAUGCAAAUGCAAAGCAUACAUGGGCUUUGGCAUUGUAGCGCAGAUGCACAUCAUUUCUGCUGCCUUGAGUUUUGCCGUGGCCUACGACAGAGUGGUUACCGUGCUGCCGGAGAGUUUCGAGCAUGCUGCACAUGCUGCUUGCCGAGCAUUUGACAAGAUGCGCAUCAUGUCUGCCGCCCUCAGCCUUGCCGCGGCAUAUGACCGUCCGAGUGCUCACUGUCUUACCCGGGAGCUUUGGGCAUGCUGCUCAUGCGGCUUGCAGAGUCACGGGCCACCCCUCCUCGCUCUCCUGCUACUUCCUCCCAAUCUCCUCUCUCGAAUGCGAGCGGGCAGGCGCAGCAGCCAUGGUGGAGAGGCGAGCACAGUACCUCACUCACGCCCCUUUGCCCCCCGAUCACCCACCCCUCCCCACUCACCCAAUUCUUCUUUUUUCCCAGACACGGGUCACCCCUCCUCGCUCUCCUGCUACUUCCUCCCCAUUUCCUCUCUCGAGUGCGAGCGGGCGGGUGCAGCAGCCGUGGCUGAGAAGAGAGCACGGUACGCACCGCGCGACUACCAGGAGAUGAAGGUUGCCCUAGCCUCGGACGAGCCUGCUUUUUACAUAGCCGCCAACUUCCCCUGGUCACUGCGCUUCAAGUUCCAGGCUGAUGCUGCCAGAUCAGUCGAGCCCGCUAUUUACAUAGCCGCCAACUUCCCCUGGCCUCUGCGCUUCAAGUUCCAGGCUGAUGCUGCCAGUCUCUGGAGUUCUCCCUGGUACGACCGGCCAAUCACAGUGCACCACGUGGGAGGCGCUCCUGCCAUGUCAGAGGAGCUGCUCAAGGUAACAGACCAAUCAAAUAACACCGCAAGUCUCAGUGUUCCUGCCUGCUUCUGCCACCGUGUGCCUGCUUCUGCCACCGUGUGCCUGCUUCUGCCACCGUGUGCCUGCUUCUGCCACCGUGUGCCUGCUUCUGCCACCGUGUGCCUGCUUCUGCCACCGUGUGCCUGCUUCUGCCACCGUGUGCCUGCUUCUGCCACCGUGUGCCUGCUUCUGCCACCGUGUGCCUGCUUCUGCCACCGUGUGCCUGCUUCUGCCACCGUGUGCCUGCUUCUGCCACCGUGUGCCUGCUUCUGCCACCGUGUGCCUGCUUCUGCCACCGUGUGCCUGCUUCUGCCACCGUGUGCCUGCUUCUGCCACCGUGUGCCUGCUUCUGCCACCGUGUGCCUGCUUCUGCCACCGUGUGCCUGCUUCUGCCACCGUGUGCCUGCUUCUGCCACCGUGUGCCUGCUUCUGCCACCGUGUGCCUGCUUCUGCCACCGUGUGCCUGCUUCUGCCACCGUGUGCCUGCUUCUGCCACCGUGUGCCUGCUUCUGCACCGUGUGCCUGCUUCUGCCACCGUGUGCCUGCUUCUGCCACCGUGUGCCUGCUUCUGCCACCGUGUGCCUGCUUCUGCCACCGUGUGCCUGCUUCUGCCACCGUGUGCCUGCUUCUGCCACCGUGUGCCUGCUUCUGCCACCGUGUGCCUGCUUCUGCCACCGUGUGCCUGCUUCUGCCACCGUGUGCCUGCUUCUGCCACCGUGUGCCUGCUUCUGCCACCGUGUGCCUGCUUCUGCCACCGUGUGCCUGCUUCUGCCACCGUGUGCCUGCUUCUGCCACCGUGUGCCUGCUUCUGCCACCGUGUGCCUGCUUCUGCCACCGUGUGCCUGCUUCUGCCACCGUGUGCCUGCUUCUGCCACCGUGUGCCUGCUUCUGCCACCGUGUGCCUGCUUCUGCCACCGUGUGCCUGCUUCUGCCACCGUGUGCCUGCUUCUGCCACCGUGUGCCUGCUUCUGCCACCGUGUGCCUGCUUCUGCCACCGUGUGCCUGCUUCUGCCACCGUGUGCCUGCUUCUGCCACCGUGUGCCUGCUUCUGCCACCGUGUGCCUGCUUCUGCCACCGUGUGCCUGCUUCUGCCACCGUGUGCCUGCUUCUGCCACCGUGUGCCUGCUUCUGCCACCGUGUGCCUGCUUCUGCCACCGUGUGCCUGCUUCUGCCACCGUGUGCCUGCUUCUGCCACCGUGUGCCUGCUUCUGCCACCGUGUGCCUGCUUCUGCCACCGUGUGCCUGCUUCUGCCACCGUGUGCCUGCUUCUGCCACCGUGUGCCUGCUUCUGCCACCGUGUGCCUGCUUCUGCCACCGUGUGCCUGCUUCUGCCACCGUGUGCCUGCUUCUGCCACCGUGUGCCUGCUUCUGCCACCGUGUGCCUGCUUCUGCCACCGUGUGCCUGCUUCUGCCACCGUGUGCCUGCUUCUGCCACCGUGUGCCUGCUUCUGCCACCGUGUGCCUGCUUCUGCACCGUGUGCCUGCUUCUGCCACCGUGUGCCUGCUUCUGCCACCGUGUGCCUGCUUCUGCCACCGUGUGCCUGCUUCUGCCACCGUACCGUGUGCCUGCUUCUGCCACCGUGUGCCUGCUUCUGCCACCGUGUGCCUGCUUCUGCCACCGUGUGCCUGCUUCUGCCACCGUGUGCCUGCUUCUGCCACCGUGUGCCUGCUUCUGCCACCGUGUGCCUGCUUCUGCCACCGUGUGCCUGCUUCUGCCACCGUGUGCCUGCUUCUGCCACCGUGUGCCUGCUUCUGCCACCGUGUGCCUGCUUCUGCCACCGUGUGCCUGCUUCUGCCACCGUGUGCCUGCUUCUGCCACCGUGUGCCUGCUUCUGCCACCGUGUGCCUGCUUCUGCCACCGUGUGCCUGCUUCUGCCACCGUGUGCCUGCUUCUGCCACCGUGUGCCUGCUUCUGCCACCGUGUGCCUGCUUCUGCCACCGUGUGCCUGCUUCUGCCACCGUGUGCCUGCUUCUGCCACCGUGUGCCUGCUUCUGCCACCGUGUGCCUGCUUCUGCCACCGUGUGCCUGGUUCUGCCACCGUGUGCCUGCUUCUGCCACCGUGUGCCUGCUUCUGCCACCGUGUACCUGCUUCUGCCACCGUGUGCCUGCUUCUGCCACCGUGUGCCUGCUUCUGCCACCGUGUGCCUGCUUCUGCCACCGUGUGCCUGCUUCUGCCACCGUGUGCCUGCUUCUGCCACCGUGUGCCUGCUUCUGCCACCGUGUGCCUGCUCAAGAAGGCAGGCCCGCAGCAGCAGCGGUGCAAAAGGGACUAUAAAGCCGCCUCGAUUCUUACAUUGGUGGUGAGGGGACUAACUAAGCUACCCCGUUUUGAGCCGCCUCACAAACCUCCUGUGUCCCGCUUCCCCUCAACACCCGUCCGCCAUCCACCCAUCCACCCAUCCGCCCAUCGAUCCAUCCACCCAUCCACCCAUCCGCCCAUCGACCCAUCCGCCCAUCCACCCAACCAGGUGCACUGGUGGCGAAGCCAGUCGGUGCGCUUCUUCCUGCGCUCCCCCACGGCCUAUCUCUGCCAUCUCACCAACGCCGCCCGCCACCACACCUAUGGCUUCAGAGUCGCCCUCUCCCUCACUGCUGCUGCCGCUGCCAAGUCCGCUGCUCUCGAGAUUCUCCGGGGGAGCAGCAGCAGCGGUGCCAGCAGUGCGGUUGAGACCUCAAUCUGGCCACUCAACCCAGCAGCAGCAGCUAGCGGUCGCCUCUACACCCCUGCUUGCACAACCCUAGCACGGAGGGGUGAUGCUGCGGAGGAGGCAGGGGAGGGGGAGGCGGGGCAAGGGGAAGGGCGGCAAGGGGAGGCGGGGGAACGUGGGACCGGGCAGGGGGAGGUGGUAUCCUGGGCGGUGUUAUCUGAGGAGCCGUACCUGCCGCGGCCGAUAGUGAGUGUCCAUGUGAGGCAGGGCGACAAGGCAGGCGAGAUGCGGCUGCUGCCGCUGCGAGCGUUUGUGGCAGCGGCACAGCACAUGAGGAGAAAUGCUCCAAAUCUGAACCACAUCUGGCUCAGCACAGAGAUGCAGGUGCGUGGGUGGGUGGUAAGGGGGAUGAUUGACAGGAUAGGAAGGGUCUUUCUGGCAGCUGCGCAGCACAUGAGGCGGAAUGCGCCGAAUCUGAACCACAUCUGGCUCAGCACUGACAUGCAGGUGCGUGCCUUGGGUGGUUGGGUGAUUGAAGGAUUAGAAUUGGUGAUAGUGCUGCCGCUGCGGGCGUUUGUAGCAACGGCGCAGCACAUGAGGAGAAAUGCGCUGAACCUGAACCUCAUCUGGCUCAGCACAGAGAUGCAGGUGCGUGGGUUGUUUGCUUCUCCGCCUCCCUUUUUUUUCCUCGUGUCCUCCCCCGCCAUGCUUCACCACUCCCCCGCCAUGCUUCACCACUCCCCCGCCAUGCUUCACCACUCCCCCGCCAUGCUUCACCACUCCCUCGCCAUGCUUCACCACUCCCUCGCCAUGCUUCACCACUCCCUCUCCUUUGUUAUCCCUUCACCUGUCCCCCAGAGUGAGGUGGGGAGGAGACCAAGGACCAGCACUGGGAUUGCAGAACCCAAGGUGACUUUUGAGUCCACUCAAAAGUCACCCCUUCACCUGUCCCUCAGAAGUGCGGAGGAAGAGGCAAAGGAGCAGCACUGGCAUUUAUGUAGUCAACUUUGCAUCUGGCCUUUCCUUCACUUAGACCCCUCUCCCUUCCACUCUCCCGCCCAGAGUGUGGUUGAAGAAGCAAAGGAGCAGCACCGGGAUUGGACGUUUCUGUUCACACAGAACCCAAGGCAGGAGGGGGCGAUGACCAUGCACGAAUACGAGGCUGCUGUGGGUGCAGAUGUGCUGGUGGGACUCAGCUUUGUCAACCUCAUUAUAGCGUCGCAAUGCGACUAUUUUGUUGGUACACUUGGGUCGAAUUGGAAUCGGCUUAUAGAUGAACUUAGGUGUACCAAUGGACGAUUGUUUAGUGGGUACUUGGCGUUAAACCACGGCCAGUGGAGAUGA